ACAGUUUGUACAGCCGGCCCGCAUGAGAAACGCCUGCUGCACGCCCUACUUGACAACUACAACAGUCUGGAGCGACCCGUUGUGAACGAAUCCGAUCCACUGCAGUUGAGCUUCGGUUUGACGCUUAUGCAAAUCAUCGAUGUGUGCGGACGAAGGCUUCGAUGGCACCUACGCGACCAACGUUGUGGUAAGGAAUAAUGGUUCGUGUCUUUAUGUGCCGCCCGGUAUUUUCAAAUCCACCUGUAAAAUCGACAUCACAUGGUUUCCAUUCGAUGAUCAACGCUGUGAGAUGAAAUUCGGUUCAUGGACAUAUGAUGGCUUUCAGCUGGACUUGCAGCUGCAAGACGAGGCCGGUGGUGACAUUUCAAGUUUCAUAACGAACGGCGAAUGGGAUCUGCUAGGCGUGCCCGGUAAACGAAAUGAAAUCUACUAUAAUUGCUGCCCAGAACCUUAUAUUGACAUAACGUUCGCCAUUUUAAUACGACGGAAAACUUUGUACUGUUUUUUUAACCUAAUUGUGCCGUGCGUACUGAUAGCCUCAAUGGCACUGCUAGGCUUCACACUGCCCCCCGAUUCUGGUGAGAAGCUCUCGCUAGGUAAGUGUCGUAUGUCCGCACGCGUAGUGCUACCAGCACAAAAAUAAAAACAAAAAAAAACAGUCGAAUUAUUAGAUCUUCAAAUUUCAAUGAAAAUAGAAUUUUAAAGAAUUGUUACAACA
Molecule: messenger RNA, 718 nt
Organism: Rhagoletis pomonella (apple maggot)
Lineage: Eukaryota; Metazoa; Arthropoda; Insecta; Diptera; Tephritidae
Product: CHRNA7-FAM7A fusion protein-like
Exons: 4
Coding region: 140-643 (167 amino acids)
Biological process (GO): nervous system process; monoatomic ion transmembrane transport; regulation of membrane potential
Cellular component (GO): neuron projection; membrane; synapse
Molecular function (GO): extracellular ligand-gated monoatomic ion channel activity; transmembrane signaling receptor activity; neurotransmitter receptor activity
Source: RefSeq, a predicted model, not a curated record